CGUCCAUCCCUUAUUUUAAACGCACCCCCGUCCCUCCCUUUCUCACGCAAAAUUGCUCUUCUGCUCUCUGAUGGCUGGUGGAAGGAGGAGUCCUCUCCUCUUCCAAAAUCUCAUUGUUUGAAAUGUAAUCGAGGGGGGAAAUGAACUCCAACCGCGGUGAUUUUUCCUCUCUUUGCAUCGUCGUCCGACGAGAUCUGUUGGUUUUGGUACGUCGCGCGGGGUAGAAGGUUGAAGGAGAAGCAGGAAGGUUGCGAUUUUCGGAUUCGUGGAGCAGAUUAAAGGUUCUUUGACUUCAGAAUCGAACCCUCGAGAGCUUCUUAUUAUAUCUCGCAAAUUCCGGAUUUACGCCGUGUUCAUGGUGGUCGAGCUCUGGAUUGACAAGAUGCGGACUUCCGUCGCUGUCGUCUCCUCCACGACCAAGAAGAAGAAGAAGAUGAGCGAGGAGUCAAAGGCGCCGCCUUCUACCGCCACCGUCGGUAUACUCUCCUUUGAAGUAGCCAGCGCCAUGUCUCGUGCCGUUAGUCUGUACCGCUCCCUUUCCGAAUUUGAAAUGGAGCGGCUCCGCUCCCAGAGACUCGCAUCCCAUGGCGUCCGCCAUCUCGUGUCCUCCUCCGACUCCUUUCUUCUAACACUGGCCCUCGCCGAGAAACUGGACGACCUCAACGGAGUCGCUGCCGUUGCCUCCCGCCUCGGUCGCCGCUGCUCCCAUCCCGCACUCGUUGGAUUUGAGCACGUCUACUCCGAUCUCCUCGCCGCCCGCAUCGAUCCUUCCGGCCUUGGUUUCCUCUCCAAGGACAUGGAUGGGACUAUCCGCAAAAUGGAACGCUUCGUAUCCUCUACGGCUGCGCUCUAUGCCGAGCUCGAGGUUCUUACGGAGCUUGAGCAUGCUGCGAAGAAGAUUCAAGAAAAUCCUGUGUACGACGAGAGUCGCCGGGCCUUUGAUCAAAAAAUCCAAUGGCAACGGCGCGACAUCAAGCGCCUUCGUAACUCUUCACUUUGGAAUCAAACUUACGAUAAGGUCGUCCUCCUCCUCGCGCGAGCUGUCUGCACCACUCAUUCACGGAUAUGCCUUAUGUUCGGGGAGACAAUUGGGAGCUUGGAUUGCUUAGUUACUGAUCAAACUUGUCAGCUUUCAGGCGAAAUCUUUACUUACUCUCACCACCCAGUUCAUUCUGGUUCUCUAAGAUCAGAUUCCAUUGAAAGAAAAUCUGAACAGAUUCCUAAGUUGCCUUCUGUCGCACUCAGUAGUGUGAAUUUUAGGAGGGAAGGCCCCCAGUUCAGUUGUGGGACGAGCCCCAGCAGGCUUUUCAUGGAUUGCUUAAGUUUAGGUAGCUCUACUGAAUAUAGAGGAAGCAGUGAGCAAUUCGAGAGCGAGAGUUGGCUCAGCCGACCUGCAUUUGGUGCUUUGGUUCCAUUUAGUAGUGAAAUGUUGCAGAACAUUAGUGGGAAGAAGUCAGCAUUUGGGCCAAUGACUAAACUAACGAUGCUUGCCCCACUCUCUACUGUGGGUGGUUCAGCUCUUGCCUUGCAUUAUGCAAACAUAAUAAUUAUCAUAGAAAAGUUAUUGAAGUAUCCACAUUUGGUUGGGGACGAUGCAAGAGAUGAUUUAUACCAGAUGUUGCCUUCAAGCUUAAGAGUUUCUCUUAGAAAGAACUUGAAAUCGUAUGUAAAGAAUUUAGAAAUCUAUGAUGCUCCUCUUGCGCACGAUUGGAAAGAAGCUCUUGGUGAGAUUUUAAGCUGGCUUUCUCCCAUGGCUCCUGAUACGAUUCGUUGGCAAACUGAACGGAACUUUGAGCAACAGCAAUUAAUAUUGAGAACAAAUGUUCUAUUGCUCCAGACUUUAUAUUUUGCUGAUAGGCAGAAGACAGAGGGAGUUAUAUGUGAACUUCUGGUUGGGUUGAACUAUAUUUGCAGGUAUGAGCAGCAGCAAAAUGCUUUGUUGGAUUGUACAAGCAGUUUGGAUUUUGAUGAUUCUAUGGCAUUGCACAUGCAAUUUGUAUCUUCACUCAAUUGUGAGUCAUCAGAUUUUAAAUAAGGAUCUGGUGUUCGCAAAUAUCUUCCUAUUUGUGCAUCCAAUGAAAGACAAUGAGUUGUUCGUGCCCUUUUGUCUAAGGUAUAAAAAGUUCAUUUGGUUAAUA
Messenger RNA from Zingiber officinale, 2138 nucleotides. RefSeq lists its product as uncharacterized. The transcript is spliced from 2 exons. Lineage: Eukaryota; Viridiplantae; Streptophyta; Magnoliopsida; Zingiberales; Zingiberaceae. Gene Ontology annotation, biological process: positive regulation of growth. Bases 356 to 2035 code for a protein of 559 amino acids. The record is from RefSeq and is a predicted model, not a curated record.